AUGGCAAGCCUUAUGCCCAACCGCGCAGAGUCGUUCAACACCCGCACUCGGGGAACGAGCCAUAUCGAUUUCAAGACCGCGACCACCGGUGUCGCGGCCAAGGCCAUGCGCAAUGAGCUGAGCCAUCUCGUCUCCACGAUCUCCGACCCGCAGGAGAAGAAGAACUUUGACAUGGAGAUGCAAUCCUUCUUCUUCCUCUUCACCCGCUACCUCGCCGAGCGCGCCCAGAGCCAGGAUCUCGAUUGGGACCGUAUCAAGUCGCCCUCCGAUGACAAGGUCGUCCCCUAUGCGCAGCUCUCCGAGCCCAAGGACAAGAGCGUCCUCAACAAGCUCGCCGUCCUAAAGGUCAACGGUGGUCUCGGCACGUCCAUGGGCAUGACCGGCGCGAAGAGCGCGCUCGAGGUCAAGAACGACAUGACCUUCCUCGACCUCACCGUGCGACAGAUCGAGCACCUCAACACGAGCAACCGCGUCGAUGUUCCGCUCCUCCUCAUGACGUCCUUCAACACGCAUGACGAUACCCUGCGCAUCAUCAAGAAGUACGCGAAUCAGCAGUUGCGCAUCACCACUUUCAACCAGAGCCGCUACCCCCGUAUCUUCAAGGAGACCCUCCUCCCGUGUCCCAAGCGCGCGGACGAUGACAAGAAGCACUGGUACCCGCCCGGUCACGGUGACGUUUUCAACGCGCUCUACCAGUCUGGUGUCCUCGAUCAGUUGAUCUCGGAGGGCAAGGAGUACAUCUUCAUCUCGAACUCGGACAACUUGGGCGCUGUCGUCGACGAGAAGAUUCUCCAGCACAUGAUCGACUCUGAGGCUGAGUUCAUCAUGGAGGUCACCGACAAGACGAAGGCUGACGUCAAGGGUGGUACCCUCAUCGACUACGAUGGCAACAUCCGCCUCCUCGAAAUUGCUCAGGUCCCAUCCGAGCAUGUCGAGGACUUCAAGUCCGUCCGCAAGUUCAAGAUCUUCAACACCAAUAACCUCUGGGUGAACCUGAAGGCGAUCAAGCGCGUCAUGGAGAACGAGGGCAUGGAGCUCGAGAUCAUCAUCAACCCGAAGGUGAACGACGACGGCCAGCCGGUCAUCCAACUCGAGACCGCCGCGGGUGCCGCGAUCAAGCACUUCAAGAACGGGCACGGUAUCAACGUGCCGCGGUCGCGCUUCUUGCCCGUCAAGAGCUGCUCGGACCUGCUGCUGAUCAAAUCGGACAUUUACUCGCUUGAGCACGGCCAGCUCGUCAUCAACGAGCAGCGCAUGUUCGAGACGACGCCGGUGAUCAAGCUUGGGGACCACUUCAAGAAGAUCCAACAAUUCCAGAAGCGCUUCAAGAAGAUCCCCAAGAUCCUCGAGCUCGACCACUUGACGGUUACUGGCGACGUCUACUUUGGCCGCAACGUCACUUUGCGCGGGACGGUCAUCAUCGUCGCGAACGAGGGGCAGAGCAUCUACAUCCCCGACGGCUGCAUACUGGAGAACCGCCUCCUGUCGGGCAACCUGAACAUGAUUGAGCUGUGA
Molecule: messenger RNA, 1515 nt
Organism: Schizophyllum commune H4-8
Lineage: Eukaryota; Fungi; Basidiomycota; Agaricomycetes; Agaricales; Schizophyllaceae
Product: UTP--glucose-1-phosphate uridylyltransferase
Exons: 8
Coding region: 1-1515 (504 amino acids)
Biological process (GO): UDP-alpha-D-glucose metabolic process; glycogen metabolic process
Cellular component (GO): cytoplasm
Molecular function (GO): UTP:glucose-1-phosphate uridylyltransferase activity
Source: RefSeq, a predicted model, not a curated record